Messenger RNA from Vigna umbellata (rice bean), 1005 nucleotides. NCBI's taxonomy places the organism in Eukaryota, Viridiplantae, Streptophyta, Magnoliopsida, Fabales, Fabaceae. The record is from RefSeq and is a predicted model, not a curated record.
GAACUAGGCUUAGGUCAUAUAUCUUCUGUUUCCAAGUCUGGUUCACUGCAUACUGCACAAGGCGUCUAUAAAAGUACCAUCACAGAGAUCCAUUCUGGUCAAAAUUCACACUGCUUUUUCUGUAAAAAUACUCAGAGCUUCUGUUAUAUAUAUAUAUAUAUAUAUAUAUAUAUAUAUAUAUAUACACACAUCAUAUGCUGUUAUAUACUCUGCUCUCAAUCGCUCUGUUCUUCUGUUAAGGCCUUCAGGAUGGGAGCUCUGUUUCCUGAUGAAAAACCUGAGAACCCAAAUGGUGUUCAUCAAUUUCAGCAGCAACAUGAUGUUGAUGCAGGAGCUCUUUUUGUCCUCAAAUCCAAAGGUUCUUGGUUGCAUUGUGGAUACCAUUUAACCACAUCGAUAGUGGCACCAACUCUUCUAAGUCUUCCUUAUGCUUUUACCUUCCUUGGAUGGACGGCUGGGAUCUCAUGCCUGUUGAUCGGAGCAUUGGUGACUUUUUAUUCAUAUAAUUUAAUAUCUAGGGUUCUUGAACACCACGCCGACAAUGGUAAACGUCAACUACGUUUUAGAGACAUGGCACGUGAUAUUUUAGGUCCAAGAUGGGGUCGUUAUUUUGUUGGCCCAAUUCAGUUUGCAGUUUGUUUUGGUUGUGUAGUUGCUUGCAUUCUAUUAGGAGGCCAAUGCAUGAAGGCAAUUUACUUGCUGUCAAAUCCAAACGGGACCAUUAAGCUUUACGAGUUUGUAAUCGUAUUUGGAUGCUUCAUGCUGAUUUUGGCUCAAAUUCCAUCUUUCCACUCACUCAGACACAUUAAUCUGCUGUCACUCGUUCUCUGCUUGGCCUAUAGUGCUGCUGCUACGGCUGCUUCCAUUUAUAUUGGAGAGUCAUCCAAAGGACCAGAAAAGGACUACUCUAUAAAAGGUGACACUGAAAAUCGCUUAUUUGGAUUCUUCAAUGCAAUUUCCAUCAUUGCCACAACCUAUGGAAAUGGAAUCAUUCCAGAAAUUCAG